Molecule: messenger RNA, 1479 nt
Organism: Fonsecaea erecta
Lineage: Eukaryota; Fungi; Ascomycota; Eurotiomycetes; Chaetothyriales; Herpotrichiellaceae
Exons: 1
Coding region: 1-1479 (492 amino acids)
Molecular function (GO): succinate-semialdehyde dehydrogenase (NAD+) activity
Source: RefSeq, a predicted model, not a curated record
AUGCCAGUCACGCAACAGCACAACGGCCUCGAGGUGGUGCCCUGCUGGAUCAAUGGGAAACCCAUCCCACUCGACCCCGGACGCCUGAUCGAAGUCCACUCGUCGGCCCAGGGCAAGCUCGUCCACUACGCCCAGGGCGCCUCCGUGGACGAUGCCACAGCCGCCGUUCAGGUCGCCGCAGAAACGUUCAAGACGUUCAAGCGGGUGCCGUACCAAGAACGCCGGGCGUUGCUGUGGAAGGUGGCAGACAUCCUCGACAGUCGCGUGGACGAGCUGGCCCGCUACCAGGUCGAGGAGACGUCCUGCCCCGAGGCCUGGGCCAGUUUCAACGUCACCCUCGCCGCCAGGGCCGUCCGCGAGAUGGCCGCGAAUAUCACCAUCGCUUGCACGGGGGAGAUACCGCCAUCUCAGAGUGCAGAAAACUUUUGUCUUGUCUACAAGCAACCGAUCGGCCCGGUUCUGAGCAUUGCCCCCUGGAACGGCAGCAUCAUACUGUCCGCGAGGGCCCUUGCGGCUCCCCUUGCCGCGGGGUGCACCGUCGUCUUCAAAGCAUCCGAAUUGAGCCCACGUGUCCACCACGGCGUGGUAGAAGCAUUUCUGGCCGCCGGUCUCCCAGACGGCUGUAUCAACCAAAUCCAGGCCCAGCGUGAAGACGCCAGCCGCAUUACCGAGACGAUCAUUGCCCAUCCGGCGAUACGCAAGGUCGAGUUUAUCGGGAGCGCAGGCGUAGGCCGAAUUAUUGGCCAGCUGGCGUCGAAAUACCUUAAACCGGUGUUGAUGGAACUCGGCGGCAAGGCCCCAGCCAUCGUGCUCAAGGACGCCGAUCUGAAAAGCGCGGCGGCGCUCUGCGCUCAAGGCGCCACGAUGCAUCACGGACAAAUCUGCAUGUCGACGGAGCGCAUUAUUGUUGUCCAAGACGUCGCAGACGAGUUCAUCGGCCACCUGCGCGAGGCCGUUGCACGCUUUGAAGGCAACGCCGGCUUUGCUGUCACAAAAGCAAUGGCGCAAAAGGCCCACAAAUUGCUGUCUGACGCCACAGAUCAGGGAGCGACGUAUCUGAUCGGGGACAACAGGUGGCACGGUGGCAGCGGCGCUGCGCUCGAGCCCACGAUCCUCACCAACGUCAAGCCGGGAAACCCCAUCUAUGAUCUCGAAACCUUUGGGCCAUCAGCAGCUGUCUUCAUUGCCGCGGACGAAGACGACGCCAUUAGAAUCGCCAACGACAGCUCCUAUGGCCUCACGGGAGCCAUCCACACGCGUGAUAUCUUGAGAGGUCUUCGAUUAGCUCAAGAGUUGGAGGUCGGAUGGUUGACCCUGAACAACAUGACACUGUAUGACGAGCCAUCGGUCCCUCUGGGCGGGACAAAGGGGAGUGGCUGGGGCAGAAACAACAGCAGAUUUGCAGUUGAAGAAUUUCUGAUCACAAAGACCGUGGCGGUUGCCGCAAAUGUCGGAAUCCCUGAUUUUGGGGCCAGAUAA